Molecule: messenger RNA, 696 nt
Organism: Entelurus aequoreus (snake pipefish)
Lineage: Eukaryota; Metazoa; Chordata; Actinopteri; Syngnathiformes; Syngnathidae
Product: cytochrome c oxidase subunit 2-like
Exons: 1
Biological process (GO): ATP synthesis coupled electron transport
Cellular component (GO): membrane
Molecular function (GO): cytochrome-c oxidase activity; copper ion binding
Source: RefSeq, a predicted model, not a curated record
UAGCAAUGGCCCACCCCUCCCAAAUAGGCUUCCAAGACGCAGUAUCCCCCGUAAUGGAGGAAAUACUCUACUUUCAUGACCAUGCUUUAAUAGUCGUCUUUUUAAUUAGUACAGUUGUGCUUUAUAUCAUUGUUUUAACGGUCUCAACUAAAUUAACCAAUAAACUUCUAAUUGACUCUCAGGAGAUUGAAGUUAUUUGAACAGUGCUCCCUGCAAUUAUCCUACUCUUAAUUGCAUUACCUUCUUUACGAAUUCUUUAUCUUAUAGAUGAGGUAUCUAGCCCUUAUCUUACAGUUAAAGCAUUAGGACAUCAGUGAUACUGAAGUUAUGAAUAUACUGAUUAUGAAAAUCUGACUUUCGACUCUUAUAUAAUCCCAACUCAAGACUUAACACCUGCUCAGUUCCGCCUUCUUGAAGCAGACCAUCGAAUAGUCGUACCAUUAGAAUCCCCGAUUCGAGUUUUAGUCACUGCAGAUGAUGUACUUCACUCAUGAACAGUCCCUUCCUUAGGUGUUAAAAUAGACGCUGUACCAGGCCGCCUAAACCAAACAACAUUUACCUCCCUUCGUCCCGGUGUGUUUUAUGGACAAUGCUCCGAAAUCUGCGGGGCUAACCAUAGCUUUAUACCUAUUGUUGUAGAGGCUGUGCCCUUAAAACAUUUUGAAAACUGAUCUUCUUUAAUACUACAGGACGCCU